AGCAGCCUGUGCUUCCAACACGGCGGCGGGAGGGCGGGGAUCGCUGAGCUUGCUCGCCCUGGGCCGCGCACGCCCGUGCGGGGCGGCCGGUCCUCCUCUGCCCAGCGGUCCAGCGGGAACUUCUCCCAGAGGCCCUCGGCCGGCCCCUAGGAGGGUGGUCCGAGCUGGCGGUGAGAGGCUCCUCCGGCCUCUGCAGUGAGUUGGACUUUUCUCCCCGUAACUCCCCGGCUUGUCUUAGGUCUCCGGCCGUGAUCUUCGUGUUCGGCGCUUCUCGACAUUUUGGAUUCUAGGUCACACUUUGCCUGACUUACCUUACUUUAAACUUACACUCAGAGCUCGAAGGUAGAAGAAAGGUAUAACGAAACGAGUAACUUCUCCAGCCUUUUUACUUUAUAAUUGAAGAAUGAAGGGUGUAGAGAGAUUAAGUCCCGGAAGAAGGAACUUACUGUGACUGUUGUUUUUAUGAUUUUUGUGGUUUCCACCAGGCAUCAGACAUUUAAAAAUUGAUGAAAAGUAACUAAUAAAGGAUAUUCUAACCUUUUAAUCUACUCAUUCUAAAUGUUUUAUUCCAUUUAAUUGUCCUUUACUUUAGGACUAAAUGGAAAUACGUUUCCUACCAAGACAUACUCUCCUCCUUAAAGUCCUUGGCACAUUUUCCUUAAUCUUUCCCUUUAAAAUAUUUUCUAUCAAAGUAUUUCCCUGAGUAUAUAAUAAGUUAACCUGGGAUCAGGCUUUCAAAGGACAUACUUCUUAGAAUUUGCAGUUUUUGUUCAUAGUAAGUUGUGUUAGCAAUGAUGGCUUAUCCCUCAGGUCCACUCCGAAAGAAACUUUGCAAGGGAGAUAUUAAUUAAAUAGAGCUUUUGCGUAGCUAUGAUGGAAUCUACUUGGGAUAUCCAGGCCCACAAGGACCAGGAUGAACUUUUGGAAAUAAAGAUGGAGGAGGAGGAGGAAGAAGAUAAACAUAUCACUGGACAAGAUAGGAACCUACAAAAGAACAAUGCGCAUAGCAGAGAGGUCUUCCGACAGUACUUCAGACAAUUCUGCUAUCAGGAAACAUCUGGACCCCGGGAGGCUUUGAGCCGACUCCGGGAGCUUUGCCAUCAGUGGCUGAGGCCAGAGACCCACACCAAAGAACAGAUCCUAGAGCUGCUGGUGCUAGAGCAGUUCCUGACCAUCCUGCCAGAGGAGCUCCAAGCCUGGGUGCAGGAGCAGUAUCCAGAGAGUGGGGAGGAAGUGGUGACUGUGCUGGAGGAUUUAGAGAGAGAGCUUGAUGAGCCAGGAGACCAGGCCUACACUGAAGAACAAGAAGAUUUCUUCCAGGAGCUGAAACCUCUAGGAAUAGAACAAGAACCCAGUAUGUCUUUCCAGUCCAUGAAAGGCAAGCUAAAGUGUGAAUCUUCAGAACUUGAAGCUCAGGAAGAGCAAGUUUCAGAUAUUGAGACUAGAAAUGAGUACAGAAAUUUAACUCUAAAACAAGAAGUUUCUGAAGGAAUGGAACCAGAUGGGAAUAUAUGUAGCAAAUUUGAAAAUGAUAUACCCCAGUCUACUCAGUAUGGAGAAACUCAUGAACCUGAAGAGGAGCCUUCUGGAUACUCCAGGGAAGAUAAACAACCUAUAUGUGAUAAAAAUGAAGUGAAUUUGACUAAGAGCUCAGAGCAUGCUGAACACCAGAGAAUCUGUCCAGGAGAAAAAUCUUAUGAGUGUGAUAACUGUGGGAAAACUUUUAGUCAGCACUCACGCCUCAUAGAACAUAAGAGAAUCCAUACUGGAGACAGACCCUUCAAAUGUGAAGAAUGUGGAAAAACUUUCCGUUGGAGAACUGUGCUUAUUCGACACAAAGUAGUACACACUGGAGAGAAACCGUACAAGUGUAAUGAGUGUGGCAGGGCCUUUGGCCAGUGGUCAGCUCUUAAUCAACAUCAGAGACUUCACUCAGGAGAAAAACACUACCAUUGUAAUGAAUGUGGCAAAGCCUUUCGGCAGAAAGCAGGCCUCUUUCACCAUCUCAAGAGCCACAGAAGAAACAGACCUUAUCAAUGUCUUCAGUGUAAUAAAAGUUUUAAUCGGCGUUCCACACUUACUCAACAUCAAGGAGUUCAUACUGGUGCAAAGCCCUAUGAGUGCAAUGAGUGUGGAAAAGCCUUUGUUUAUAACUCAUCUCUUGUUUCCCACCAAGAGAUCCAUCACAAAGAGAAAUGCCAUCAAUGUAAGGAAUGUGGGAAAUCUUUCAGUCAUAGUGGCCUUAUUCAGCAUCAGAGGAUUCGCACUGGAGAGAAACCCUACAAAUGUGAUGUAUGUGAAAAAGCUUUUAUUCAAAGGACGAGUCUUACAGAACAUCAGCGAAUUCACACAGGAGAGAGACCGUAUAAAUGUGAUAAGUGUGAAAAAGCCUUUUCUCAAAAAUCAGUCCUCACAGAGCAUCAGCGAAUACACACAGGAGAGAGGCCCUGCAAGUGUGAUGAGUGUGGGAAUACCUUCCAAGGAAUCACCAGCCUCAUUCAGCAUCAGAGAAUCCACACUGGGGAAAAGCCCUACAAAUGUGAUGAAUGUGGCAAGGCUUUCAGACAGAGCUCAGUCCUCAUUCAGCAUCAGAGAAUACAUACUGGAGAGAAGCCAUAUGAAUGUGAGGAAUGUGGAAAGACCUUCAGUCAGAGAUCAGGGCUGAAUGAACAUCAGCGGAGCCACACUGGAGAGAAACCUUAUCAAUGUAAGGAGUGUGGGAAAGCCUUCACUGCCAGUAAUGGCCUCAUUAGACACAAAAGAAUCCAUACAGGGGAAAAACCUUAUGAAUGUGAAGUAUGUGGGAAGUCUUUCCGCCUUAGCUCAUAUCUUGUCCAGCAUCAGAGGAUACACACUGGAGAGAAGCGCUAUCAGUGUAAUGAGUGUGGUAAAGCCUUCAGUCAGAAUGCUGGGCUUUUCCAGCAUCUCCGCAUCCACCUUGGUGAGAAACCCUAUCAGUGCAGUCAGUGUAGUAAAAGCUUUAGUAGGCGGACACUCCUUAUGAAACAUCAGAGAAGUCACACUGGAGAGAGACCAUAUGAGUGCCAUGAAUGUGGGAAAGCCUUCAGUCAUUACUGCAAACUUAUUAGGCAUUUUAGAAUCCACACUCGAGUUAGGCGACACUAUUGCCAUGAAUGUGGAAAGAGUUUUGCUCAGAGUUCAGGCCUGACCAAGCACAGGAGAAUCCACACUGGAGAGAAACCCUAUGAGUGUGAAGACUGUGGGAAGACCUUCAUUGGGAGCUCUGCCCUCGUCAUUCAUCAGAGAGUUCACACUGGUGAGAAGCCCUAUGAGUGUGAAGACUGUGGCAAGGUCUUCAGUCACAGCUCAAACCUUAUCAAACACCAGAGAACCCACACUGGGGAGAAGCCCUACGAGUGUGAUGACUGUGGGAAAACUUUCAGCCAGAGCUGCAGCCUCCUUGAACAUCACAAAAUUCACACUGGGGAGAAGCCAUACCAGUGCAACAUCUGUGGCAAAGCCUUUAGGCGUAAUUCCCAUCUCCUGAGACAUCAGAGGAUCCAUAGUGAUAAAAAUGUUCAGGAGCCUGAGCGUGGAGUGUCCUGGGAAGGUCAGGGUAGGAUGGAAAGCCAGUGGGAGAACACUGAAACUCCCGUGUCUUAUAAAUGCAAUGAGUGUGAGAGAAGUUUUACUCAGAAUAGAAGCCUUAUUGAACAUCAAAAAAUUCACACUGGUGAGAAACCCUACCAGUGUGACACAUGUGGAAAAGGCUUUACCCGAACUUCAUACCUUGCUCAACACCAGAGAAGCCACGUAGGGAAAAAAAUUCUGUCACAAUAAUCUGCCCCAAAUAUGCCAGUGGG
Molecule: messenger RNA, 3824 nt
Organism: Castor canadensis (American beaver)
Lineage: Eukaryota; Metazoa; Chordata; Mammalia; Rodentia; Castoridae
Source: RefSeq, a predicted model, not a curated record